CAUCAUUUUCAAUGAGGUAAUACAACAUCAACCAUCAACCAUUCGUUACAUUAUUCACAUGUCAUACUAUAUCCCUAAGACAAAAAAAGAAGAAACCAUAGUCAUAACAAACUACCAACAUAGCAACAGCAUUCACCCUCAAAGAACAAGAAUGAAAACUUUUCACUUGACACUUUUCACAACAUUUCUGAUCUCAUUUACCAAUUUCCUAACUUGUUUUGCAAACAACGACGUAACGAUUCAGUUAAACGACGACGUCCUCGGUUUAAUUGUGUUCAAAUCAGACCUCCAAGACCCUUCAUCUUACCUUUCUUCAUGGAAUGAAGAUGAUAUCAAUCCAUGUUCAUGGCAAUAUGUGAAAUGCAAUCCACAAACUCAAAGAGUCUCAGAACUUUCCUUAGAUGGUUUAGGCUUAUCAGGUAAAUUAGGAAGAAGUCUUGAAAAAUUGCAACAUUUAGUAACAUUAUCACUUUCACACAACAAUUUCAGUGGAACUAUUAGUCCUUCACUUACACUUUCCAACACUCUUCAAAAACUAAACCUUAGUCACAACUCAUUUUCUGGUCCAUUACCUCUUUCUUUUGUCAACAUGAGUUCAAUAAGGUUCAUUGAUCUCUCGCAUAAUUCGUUCGCGGGACAAAUGCCUGAUGGUUUCUUCGAGAAUUGUUUCUCCCUUCGUCGCGUCUCUUUAUCUAUGAACUUAUUUGAAGGACAAAUUCCUACCACACUUUCAAAAUGUUCUUUGUUGAAUAGUGUUGAUCUUUCAAAUAAUCAUUUUAGUGGUAAUGUUGAUUUUUCUAGGGUUUGGUCAUUGAAUAGGCUUAGAAGCUUGGAUCUAUCAAACAAUGCUUUAUCUGGAAACUUGGUUAAUGGAAUUUCAUCAUUACAUAACUUGAAAGAGUUAUUGUUAGAGAAUAAUCAGUUUUCAGGUCAAUUACCAAAUGAUAUUGGAUUUUGUCUUCAUUUGAAUAGGGUUGAUUUAAGUACUAAUCAGUUUAGUGGUGAAUUACCUGAAUCAUUUGGGAGAUUAAACUCUUUAAGCUAUUUAAGGGUUUCAAAUAAUCUUUUAUUUGGUGAAUUUCCUCAAUGGAUUGGUAACUUGAUUAGUUUGGAGGAUUUGGACUUAUCUCAUAAUCAAUUCUAUGGAAACAUUCCAUUGUCAUUGGUUUCAUGCACAAAGCUGUCUAAGAUUUUUCUUAGAGGGAAUAGUUUCAAUGGUACUAUACCUGAGGGCUUGUUUGGAUUAGGAUUAGAGGAAAUUGAUUUUUCUCAUAAUGAAUUAAUAGGUUCAAUUCCAGCAGGGUCAAACAGGCUAUUAGAAACUCUUACAAAGUUAGAUCUUUCGGUUAAUCAUCUUCAAGGGAAUAUUCCUGCAGAAAUUGGUCUGCUUUCAAAGUUGAGAUUCUUGAAUUUGUCUUGGAAUGAUCUUCAUUCUCAGAUUCCACCUGAAUUUGGUCUUCUGCAGAAUCUUGAAGUUUUGGAUCUUCGUAAUAGCGCGUUGUUUGGUUCGAUUCCAGAAGAUACAUGUGAUUCAGGCAAUUUGGCUGUUCUUCAAUUGGAUGGAAAUUCAUUGAAGGGAUCUAUUCCUGAAAAGAUUGGGAAUUGUUCAUCUCUUUACUUGUUGGGUUUGUCACACAAUAACUUGACUGGUCCAGUCCCAAAGUCAAUGUCAAAUCUAAACAAACUCAAAAUCCUGAAGUUGGAAUUCAAUGAACUAAGUGGAGAGCUACCAAUGGAGCUAGGAAAGCUUCAAAAUCUUCUUGCUGUGAAUAUAUCACAUAACAGCCUCACAGGAAGGCUUCCAAUUGGUAGCAUAUUUCAAAACUUGGACAAAAGUUCUUUGGAAGGAAACUAUGGUCUUUGUUCGCCCUUGUUGACAGGUCCAUGCAAAAUGAAUGUACCAAAACCUCUAGUACUUGAUCCACAUGGCUAUAACGAUCAAAUGAAUCCUCGAAUCCCAAGAAAUGAAUCAUCUGAGUCUAGUAGUCCAAUUCAUCACCACAGGUUCCUUAGUAUUUCAGCUAUUAUAGCGAUUUCAGCUAUCAUUGUCAUUGUAAUAGGAGUGAUUGCUAUUAGUCUGGUAAAUGCUUCCGUAAGGAGAAAGCUAGCAUUUGUGGAAAAUGCUUUGGAAAGUAUGUGUUCAAGCUCUUCUAGAUCAGGAGCACCAGCCACAGGUAAACUCAUUCUUUUUGAUUCUCAAUCUUCACCGGAUUGGAUCAGCAAUCCAGAAAACUUGCUCAACAAGGCAUCUGAAAUCGGUGAAGGAGUGUUUGGAACAGUUUUCAAAGUUCCAUUGGGAUCACAACAAGGAAGAAAUGUUGCAAUCAAGAAACUUAUCACAUCAAACAUUCUUCAAUAUCCAGAAGACUUCGACAGGGAAGUUAGAAUUCUAGGAAACGCUAGACAUCCAAAUUUGAUUGCGUUGAAAGGAUACUAUUGGACUCCUCAACUACAGCUUUUAGUAUCUGAAUUUGCACCAAAUGGUAACUUGCAAUCCAAGUUACAUGAAAAGCUUCCUUCAAGUCCACCACUUUCUUGGCCAAAUAGAUUCAAGAUUUUACUUGGAACAGCAAAGGGACUUGCACAUUUGCAUCAUUCAUUCAGGCCACCAAUAAUUCACUACAACAUAAAACCAAGCAACAUCUUACUUGAUGAAAACUUCAACGCUAAGAUAUCAGAUUUCGGAUUAGCUAGGCUAUUAACAAAGCUAGACAAGCAUGUGAUGAGUAACAGAUUUCAAAGUGCAUUAGGUUAUGUAGCACCUGAACUAGCUUGUCAGAGCUUAAGGGUCAAUGAGAAAUGUGAUGUGUAUGGUUUUGGUGUGAUGAUACUUGAAAUAGUGACAGGUAGGAGGCCGGUGGAGUAUGGUGAAGAUAAUGUGUUGAUAUUGAAUGACCAUGUGAGGGUUUUGCUUGAACAUGGUAAUGCUUUGGAGUGUGUUGAUCCAAGUUUGAUGAACGAAUAUCCCGAGGAUGAGGUUUUACCUGUUUUGAAGCUGGCUAUGGUGUGUACAUCUCAAAUUCCAUCUAGUAGGCCUACUAUGGCAGAAGUUGUGCAAAUAUUGCAGGUCAUUAAAACUCCUGUUCCUCAAAGGAUGGAAGUAUUUUGAUGACAUUAAUACGCUUAUAUGUUUAGCUAUUUUCAGUGGUUAUAAACUGCGGUCGCAAUUACACUUUGAACCAUUGGACUGUAGAAAAACACAGUAAAAUUUCAGCCACAAUUGUAGUUUUGUUGUCAUUGCAGAUAUCUCAAAAACUGUUACUUGUGGCUUCGAGUACAUAAAGUCUUCUAAAUUAUCAAGAUUAUUGCAUUUUUCUAAUUUGUUUCCUUCA
Medicago truncatula (barrel medic) is the source of this 3332-nucleotide messenger RNA. Its product is annotated as probably inactive leucine-rich repeat receptor-like protein kinase At3g28040. The transcript has 2 exons. NCBI's taxonomy places the organism in Eukaryota, Viridiplantae, Streptophyta, Magnoliopsida, Fabales, Fabaceae. Bases 59 to 3109 code for a protein of 1016 amino acids. Gene Ontology annotation, molecular function: protein kinase activity; protein binding; ATP binding. The record is from RefSeq and is a predicted model, not a curated record. Gene Ontology annotation, biological process: protein phosphorylation.